Messenger RNA from Aplosporella prunicola CBS 121167, 792 nucleotides. RefSeq lists its product as uncharacterized. The record is from RefSeq and is a predicted model, not a curated record. Gene Ontology annotation, biological process: cell redox homeostasis; cellular response to oxidative stress; hydrogen peroxide catabolic process. Gene Ontology annotation, cellular component: peroxisome; cytoplasm; cytosol. Gene Ontology annotation, molecular function: thioredoxin peroxidase activity. NCBI's taxonomy places the organism in Eukaryota, Fungi, Ascomycota, Dothideomycetes, Botryosphaeriales, Aplosporellaceae. The transcript is spliced from 5 exons. Bases 81 to 635 code for a protein of 184 amino acids.
CUUCUUGCUGCAACCCUCCCACCCUCGACCACCUCUCUGCAUCCAAACAAGUAGACAAGCUCCGCAUCCACACACGCACCAUGCUUGCCCGCCCUGCGACUGCCGUCUUCCCGCGCCUCAUGCGCGCCCGGCCCGCCGCCGCUCAAGCCUUCCACUCUUCCGCCCGCGCCUUCGUCAAGGUCGGCGAUGCCAUCCCCGACGUCACCUUGAUGGAGGGCACGCCAGGCAACAAGCUCAGCAUUGCCAAGGAGCUCAAGGGCAAGGGUCUCAUCAUUGGCGUCCCCGCCGCCUACAGCCCCGCUUGCUCCGCGUCGCACAUUCCCGGCUACAUCAAGUCGCCCAAGCUCAAGGACGCCGGUUCCGUCUUCGUCGUCUCCGUCAACGAUGCGUUUGUCAUGAAGGCCUGGGGCGACGUCCUCGACCCCUCCGGCAAGAGUGGCAUCCGCUUCAUUGCUGACCCUGCCGGCGAGUUCACCAACGCUCUUGACCUGUCCUUUGACGGCCGCGCCAUCUUCGGCAACUUGCGUAGCAAGCGCUACGCUCUCGUCGUCGAGGACGGCAAGGUCAAGGAGGCCCACGUCGAGCCCGACAACACGGGCGUCAACGUCUCCACCGCGGACAAGGUCCUUGGUUGACUUACUUAACCCCUGAUGUAUCGGGUUGCUGGAGAUAUGAAUGGGUCCAGUAGCUCGUGGCCUGACCAUCCCUUGGCCAUCAACGUCAUACUUGCGGUUAAGCCCAAACAAUACUUGUGCAAAAGGCUAAAAAAUUCAAUACUUUCCUAAAAUAUGC